Molecule: messenger RNA, 3000 nt
Organism: Bombyx mandarina (wild silkworm)
Lineage: Eukaryota; Metazoa; Arthropoda; Insecta; Lepidoptera; Bombycidae
Source: RefSeq, a predicted model, not a curated record
UUUUUUGGCACGUCACAGCCGCGUCAUCAUGUCUCCGUGUCUCAUUUUAUCAUUUAGUGUUUAAUUUGUUGGCUGUUAUCAUACCAUAUCGACACAUUUGUAUGUGAACAAUAAAAAAGUUGUAGUCUUAGUACUAAAUAGGGAAAAUGGAGAUCCUGAAACAAGUGGCUAACGCACAGUUCGUGUUCACUGCUGCGGUGGUAUCCGUUGUUUUAGUUUGUGCGGCGUUGGUAUUUGUUUUUGGGUUCCGUUCUGCUGAACCGCCGCAAUUCGACAAGUUGCCGCUAGUAUUGGACGACAAGAAAUCUGCCAAAGCCAAGAAUAAAAAAAAGGAGAAGAAGUCUUCACCCAACCGAUCUACAUCUGAUGAUGUGAAGACCAAGGCUGAUUCCUCCAAGAAAUCUCCAUCUAAGGAGAAAAAGGAGGAAAAAGUAAAGGAAGCUGACAAGCCUAAGCCUAAGGAAAAAUCUGUUGAACCCAAGUUAGCUAAAAAAGAAGCAGUUAUUGAAAAGAAAAAUAGAAAGAAUAAGGCUGGUGCAGAAGUUGAAAAACCUGCUGACUUUGAUGAUGGUAAUUGGGAAGAGGUACCUAAAAAGAAUGAUAAGAAAGGAGAAAAAAAGAAAGUAAAGGCUCCAGAGGAAAAACAGAAGGAAAAAGAAAAGAAAAAAGAAAGUCCCAUCAAGAAGGUUAAAAAAGCAAAAGAUACAGAUGUUGAAGCUGCUAGACCUAAUGAAGAUUCAAGUGAGAAAGUUAAAAUUGUUAGUGUGAAAGGCCCUAACUUAGAUGCGAAUGUAACAAAAGCACUUCAAGAACAAGUGAAAGAAUUUGAACGUGCAAUGAAAGAGGCUCAACGCCGAGACCAGGGCAUUGUGAAUGAUGAAGGAUCCAAUGAAAUUGAGGAGCUGACUGACGUUAAAGAUCUCAGAAGCAAUAAAAAAAAGGAAAAUAAAGAGAAACAAAUAAAGAAAAAGGCUGGUGAGAUCAAAGCAGAUUCUGUAGAGAAGGAAAACUUGGAGCCUGAGAAACAGGAGGAAAAUCAGAAUGCACCAGCUUUUGAUGAGCUUGGUGAUACCUGGACUGAAUCAAAAACAUCCAAAAAAGGAAAAAAGAAAGCUCGCAAAGACCAGUGAAAUGUGAGUUGUUUGAAGGAGUGCAGCCCAAACAGCUGCAUCACAUUGCUAGCUCAAUGCCACUCACACACCUGAUAAAAUUAUGAUCUUUUUUAUUAUUCCAUAAAAAGAUUAAAGUUUUGAAAUACAAGAAUGAAUGAUGAUGGUCUAUUAGAUGUUAAGUUAUGAUCUUUGUCAAUUUAUUUUUAAUGACGGAAGAAGUGUUAUUAUUUAAAUUAAGGGUUGUAGUUUUACAGGGUGUGAAAUUUAUUUAUAAAUAAUAUUUUAUUAUCUUAAAUUUUUACAUAUAUGGUAAAGUUCGUCCAUGUUUUAAGUUUCAUAUUUUAUUUUACCAUUAGUUUGUUGACUUGUUUUCAUAAUAAUUUAGCUAUUGUUUUUUUUUCUUUCUAUUGUGCAUAAUAUAAUUUUGUAUGGGUCAUAAAUGCUGUUUUGCAUAACUUAAAAAGUUGAAUAUUGGGAAUCUGCAAUAUGUUGUGUUGUCAUUUAAAAUAUUAGAUUGUUCUGAAUCUUAAUAAUACUGAAAUCGAUACUGUUUUCCUUUUUACAUAAAUGUUUUGAGGAACAUAAAUCCAUAACGUUUACAUAGUAAAUUUCCUGGUGCUUGUAGAGAUAAGUGGAUGUCCUCUUUAAUAUCAAUAUUCUCAUUAUGACUAAUCUUAUUAAAAAUUAAGUUACUGCUGCCAAACCUUAGUUUCAUAAAGUAAAUCUUUUACUUUCACCUUACUCUAAGUAGCGAGCAUACAAUAAAAUAAAUGUUACUUAGAAAAGCGGAAUGCCAUUCCAGUAAAUAACUUGUACCUCUGUAGAAAAUUAUUGUCUAGCUGUUUUAUUAGUAUGAAAAGUGGGAGAUUAUUUAUUAUAUUUUUGUGAUUUCCAUGACAAAUAUAAAAAUUGUGAUGAGACCUGAUUUGGACCAAAUGAAUGUGGUUACGUCAACACUAACAAUCUUUUUAAAACUAGGGAUCAUUUAAUUUUCAUCAUUAAUUGAAAUAGCCAGUAGCAUUUCUUGCAAAAGAUUAAAAAUUGUUCAUUUUCCGUCCGAAAGCAUCAUGUAGACUUCUAUUUAUUACAGAAUGAUAUUAGAAAAUAAUAAUCUAGGGUCUUGUUUUUAUCUUACAAAAAAAUAAAGAAAGUGCAUAAUCAAUAGGUAUAUCAUUAUUAGAGAAAUAAAUUUCAACGAAUUUAAACUGCUAAAUUAGAUUUUUAUUGCAGAUUCCUAUUUUGUGACAUAGGUUUAAGCAUCAAAUGUAGCAUUAAGUAGUGAGAAAAACAUUCUAAAUAAUGCAUAAAUGAAGUAGGUAAUUAAUAAUAUUAUAUGACUAUGAAUAUUAUGUAUGUUGGAGUUCAAUGUUGUAAUUUUACUACUUUUACUUGUAACUAAAGCUGACUGCUAUAGAUACAUAGAGAAUAAACAUAUUUUUACUACUUAUCUUAUUCAAAUAAACAUAUUUUUAUGGCUUUAAUUGUUGAAUUGCACUGACAUCUAAGUGGAGCCAGAAACAAUGUAAAUUAAAAUUUUAUUCCAGUCAUUUAGUCUGUAACCAUAUCUAAUUUUGAUUAAAAAUACCUCAAGAUCUUUAUCUUAAAAAAAUAUCAUUGUCGUACAGAAUUAAGCAGAUAUUGCUUUGUUUGUCUACAAUUGGAUGCCUUAAAUCACAAGUGUAGCUAUAGAAUAGGAGUUUCUUGAUAGUUAAAUUCUACUAUUAAGUUAAUAACGCUACAUCUAACAUACAUACCUUGAUUUAACAAAAUGUUCGACGGUUUCUAGUGCCCAGUUUCCAUAUUGUAAAUUCAGUCUAGUGAGAGCAAAUUGUAAAUAUAUUUAUAUUUUUGAGUAUAAAGAAUAAAACUAUUCAAGUUACAAGUCUUA